CCCACGCAAAGUACGGCAGUGGGUGGAGCUCUGUUGCCAGAGUAAGCCGGCGUUGGUGUUGGUAUUGUAUACUUCCUGUCGCAACCAUACCUGUUUCCUUGUGCUGAGAUCCUGAGGUGAUGAAUCAUAGUGAGAGAUUCGUUUUCAUUGCAGAGUGGUAUGAUCCAAAUGCUUCACUAUUUCGACGUUAUGAGCUUUUAUUUUACCCAGGGGAUGGAUCUGUUGAAAUGCAUGAUGUAAAGAAUCAUCGCACCUUUUUAAAGCGGACCAAAUAUGAAGACCUUCACUUAGAAGAUUUAUUUAUAGGCAACAAAGUGAAUGUCUUUUCUCGGCAACUGGUGCUACUUGACUAUGGGGAUCAAUAUACAGCUCGGCAACUGGGCAGUAGGAAAGAAAAAACAUUAGCCCUGAUUAAACCAGAUGCAGUAUCAAAAGCGGGAGAAAUAAUUGAAAUAAUAAGCAAAGCUGGAUUUACUCUAACCAAACUCAAAAUGAUGACACUUUCAAGGAAAGAAGCAACAGAUUUUCAUAUAGAUCAUCAGUCAAAGCCCUUUUUAAAUGAGCUGAUCCAGUUUAUCACCAGUGGUCCUAUAAUUGCCAUGGAGAUUUUAAGAGAUGAUGCUAUAUGUGAAUGGAAAAGACUUCUUGGACCUGCCAACUCUGGACUGGCACGUACAGAUGCUCCUGGAAGCAUUAGAGCCCUCUUUGGAACAGAUGGCAUAAGAAAUGCAGCUCAUGGCCCUGAUUCUUUUGCUUGUGCUGCCAGAGAAAUGGAGUUAUUUUUUCCUUCGAGUGGAGUUUGUGGGCCAGCAAACACUGCUAAAUUUACCAGCUGUACUACUUGUUGCAUUGUUAAGCCCCAUGCCAUCAGCGAAGGACUGCUGGGAAAGAUUCUGAUGGCUAUCCGAGAUGCAGGUUUUGAAAUUUCAGCUAUGCAGAUGUUCAACAUGGAUCGAGUUAAUGUUGAAGAGUUUUAUGAAAUUUAUAAAGGAGUCGUGUCUGAGUAUAACGAAAUGGUGACAGAAAUGUAUUCUGGCCCUUGUGUAGCAAUGGAGAUUCAACAGACUAAUCCUACAGUGACAUUUCGAGAAUUCUGUGGACCUGCUGAUCCUGAAAUUGCCCGGCAUUUACGCCCUGGAACCCUCCGAGCAAUCUUUGGUAAAACUAAGAUCCAGAAUGCUAUCCACUGCACUGAUCUACCAGAGGAUGGCCUAUUAGAGGUUCAGUAUUUCUUCAAGAUCUUGGAUAACUAGCAGCUUAGAAAGUAAAGAAGUCACAGGUUGUGGUGUUUAGACAAGAGUGAAUCACACAUGAGGAAUGUGUUCAUUCUUUUAUUGUCCAUUGUUUUAACCUGACUGAAUACAAGAUCAACAAGAGCACUGUACUCCUGGCAAUUAUGACAUAUGUUAGAACAUGGAUUUUGCACUGCAGACAACAUUUAACACCAGUCUAUGGGGUACUGCAUUGCUUUUUAUAAAGUCCAAAAUAAAGAUUUAUUUUCAAACAA
Orcinus orca (killer whale) is the source of this 1507-nucleotide messenger RNA. RefSeq names its product NME/NM23 family member 7 (gene NME7). Gene Ontology annotation, molecular function: nucleoside diphosphate kinase activity; ATP binding. Lineage: Eukaryota; Metazoa; Chordata; Mammalia; Artiodactyla; Delphinidae. The transcript has 12 exons. The record is from RefSeq and is a predicted model, not a curated record. Gene Ontology annotation, cellular component: centrosome. Gene Ontology annotation, biological process: CTP biosynthetic process; UTP biosynthetic process; GTP biosynthetic process. Bases 120 to 1253 code for a protein of 377 amino acids.